This is a messenger RNA of Cotesia glomerata, 5618 nucleotides long. It is a transcript of the gene nompC, whose product is annotated as serine/threonine-protein phosphatase 6 regulatory ankyrin repeat subunit C. The record is from RefSeq and is a predicted model, not a curated record. Gene Ontology annotation, cellular component: membrane; glycosylphosphatidylinositol-N-acetylglucosaminyltransferase (GPI-GnT) complex. Gene Ontology annotation, molecular function: calcium channel activity; protein binding. The transcript has 12 exons. NCBI's taxonomy places the organism in Eukaryota, Metazoa, Arthropoda, Insecta, Hymenoptera, Braconidae. Gene Ontology annotation, biological process: GPI anchor biosynthetic process; calcium ion transmembrane transport. The coding region runs from base 153 to 5450 and encodes 1765 amino acids.
GCACCUUCUUUUUUACACAUCAUAUAUAAUAAUUUUUUAUAAAGAAAUUAUUAAAGUUUUGUUUAAUUAAUGAAAAAUGAUAAAACAUGGUGACAAUAAUAGAAAAACAAAGUUUAAAAAAAAUAAGAUAAAAAGUUUGAUAAUUUGGCAAUAUGAGUAGUAAUAGUAAAAAAACAGGAGUUAGUGCUGUUGGUGGUGGUGGAAGUGGUGGUACUGCUACCAGUAAAGAUGAUAAGAAAAAUGCAUUGUCAAGUAAAGAAGAUAGUUCAAAUAAUAAAGAUGAAACUGGUGGAUCAGGAUCAGGAACUGGUAAUAAUGGAUUACCAAGUGCAGAACCAUCACAGCCUGGUAGCAAACCUGGUUCUGCUGGUGCUACUGCACGUGAAGGUGCACAAAGAUUACUUGCACUUGCCAGUAGAGGUGAAUGGGCGCCCGUUGAUCAGCUUCUUAAGACUCUGGAAAAAGCGGUACAAAGUGCUGGAGAUGAAGGCAACCCUGCACCGCUUGCCGGUCUUAUGGAUCCGACAACUGGUAUGACACCUCUCAUGUAUGCUGUUAAGGAUAACCGUACAGCUUUUCUUGACCGUAUGAUAGAACUUGGUGCUGAGGUUGGCGCUCGAAAUAAUGAUAACUACAAUGCACUUCAAAUAUCAGCAAUGUAUUCCCGUGAAGAUGUUGUUAAAUUAUUGUUAUCUAAAAAAGGGGUUGAUCCUUAUUCAACUGGUGGUCCACGACAACAAACUGCUGUUCAUCUUGUGGCAUCGCGACAAACAGGUACAGCAACAUCAAUACUACGAGCCCUUUUAAAUGCUGCUGGACGAGAAAUACGUCUGAGUAUUGAUGGUAAAGGAAAAAUUCCAUUACUGCUGGCUGUUGAAGCUGGAAAUCAAUCAAUGUGCCGUGAAUUAUUAGCCCAGCAAGCACCAGAACAAUUACGGGCAACAACACCGGCUGGAGAUACAGCAUUACAUCUUGCUGCUCGUCGUCGUGAUGUUGAUAUGGUCCGAAUACUUGUUGAUUAUGGAGCCCAAGUUGACAUGCAAAAUGGGGAUGGACAAACGCCUUUACACAUAGCAAGCGCUGAAGGUGAUGAAACUUUGGUUAAAUAUUUUUACGGUGUACGAGCAUCAGCGUCAAUAGCAGAUCAUCAAGAUCGUACACCAAUGCACUUGGCUGCUGAGAAUGGUCACGCAUCAAUAAUUGAUUUAUUGGCUGAAAAAUUUCGAGCCAGUAUAUUUGAACGUACCAAAGAUGGAUCAACAUUAAUGCAUAUCGCAUCAUUAAAUGGUCAUUCAGAAUGUGCCAAUAUGUUAUUUAAAAAGGGAGUUUAUCUUCAUAUGCCAAAUAAACGUGGUGCACGUUCUAUUCAUACAGCAGCACGUUAUGGACACGUUGGUAUUAUAAGUACACUAUUGCAACGUGGAGAAAAAGUUGAUGCAACAACAAAUGACAAUUAUACAGCACUUCAUAUUGCUGUUGAAAGUGCUAAACCUUCAGUAGUUGAAACAUUACUUGGUUAUGGUGCUGAAGUGCAUGUACGUGGUGGUAAACUUCAUGAAACACCACUGCAUAUUGCUGCUAGGGUAUUAGAUGGUGAUAGAUGUGCAUUGAUGCUUCUUAAAAGUGGUGCUGGUCCUAAUUUAACAACCGAUGAUGGACAAACACCGGUACAUGUUGCUGCUAAAUAUGGUAAUUUAACAACCCUUAAAUUAUUACUAGAAGAUGGUGGUGAUCCAAUGUAUAAAUCUAAAAAUGGUGAAACACCAUUACAUCUAGCGUGUCGUGAUUGUCGUUCAGCAGUAGCAUCAUAUUUAAUAGAAUUUGUUAAAGAAAAAAAGGGCCGUGACGUAGCAACUAAUUAUGUUAAUACUGUUAAUAAUGAUGGUGCUAGUCCACUUCACUAUGCUGGACAAAUAGAACCAACAGAAGUUAUUGAAUUGGGUGAUGAUCGUGCUGUUGUACGUAGUUUAUUAGAAAAUGGUGCUGAUGUAUCAUUACAAACAAAACAAAAUCAAGAAACGGCAUUCCAUUAUUGUGCAUUGGCUGGUAAUAAUCAAGCAUUAACAGAAAUGAUAAAUCAUAUGUCAUCAACGGAUGUACAAAAAGCACUAAAUAAACAAAGUGCUGUUGGUUGGACGCCGCUGCUGAUAGCUGCUCAUCGUGGACAUAUGGAAUUGGUAACAACAUUAUUAGCGAAUCAUGCCCGGGUUGACGUAUUUGAUCUUGAGGGUAGAUCAGCGCUACACCUGGCCGCUGAGCAUGGUUAUCUCCAAGUCUGCGACGCUCUGCUAGCCAGCAAGGCAUUCAUCAACUCUAAAUCACGUGUUGGACGUACAGCAUUGCAUUUAGCUGCUAUGAAUGGUUACACACAUCUUGUUAGAUUUUUAAUCCAAGAUCACAGUGCUGCUAUUGAUGUAUUAACACUGAGAAAACAAACGCCACUUCAUUUAGCUGCUGGCUCUGGACAACUUGAAGUAUGCCAAUUAUUAUUAGAUCUUGGUGCUAGUAUUGACGCUACUGAUGAUCAAGGACAAAAACCAAUCCAUGCUGCUGCUAUGAAUAAUUAUGCGCAAGUUGUUCAAUUAUUUUUACAAAGCCAUCCAAGUCUUGUUAUGGCUUGUACAAAAGACGGUAAUACUUGCGCUCAUAUUGCGGCAAUGCAAGGCAGUGUUAGAGUCAUUGAAGAAUUAAUGAAAUUUGAUCGUCAGGGUGUUAUAUCUGCUAGAAAUAAAUUAACUGAAGCGACUCCAUUGCAAUUGGCCGCCGAGGGUGGUCAUGCUGAAGUUGUUAAAGCAUUAGUACGUGCUGGUGCAUCUUGUAUUGAUGAAAAUCGUGCUGGUUUUACAGCUGUACAUUUAGCAGCUCAACAUGGCCAUGGACAAGUAUUGGAAGUAAUGAGAACUUCUCAAACAUUAAGAGUAUCCAGUAAAAAAUUAGGCGUUACUGCUUUACAUGUUGCUGCUUACUUUGGUCAAGCUGAUACUGUACGAGAAUUGCUUACUCAUAUACCGGGAACAGUUAAAUCUGAUCCACCAACCGGAGGUUCAUUAGUUGGUGAACUAGGAAGUGAAUCUGGAAUGACACCACUUCACUUGGCGGCUUAUUCAGGAAAUGAAAAUGUCGUUAGAUUACUGCUUAAUUCAGCUGGAGUUCAGGUAGAAGCAGCUACUACCGAAAAUGGUUACAACCCACUUCAUUUAGCGUGCUUUGGCGGCCACAUAACAGUUGUUGGUCUAUUAUUAAGUAGAUCAGCUGAAUUACUUCACAAAGCAGAUCGUUAUGGAAAAACAGGAUUGCACAUUGCUGCUAAUCACGGACAUUAUCAAAUGGUUGAAGUAUUGUUGGGUCAAGGCGCUGAGAUUAAUGCUACUGACAAAAAUGGAUGGACGCCGUUGCAUUGUGCUGCAAGGGCAGGUCAUUUAGAUGUUGUUAGAUUAUUAGUUGAAAGUGGUGCUUCACCAAAGACUGAAACGAAUCUUGGAAGUGCACCUAUUUGGUUUGCCGCUUCUGAGGGUCACAAUGACGUAUUAAAAUAUUUAAUGGAAAAGGAACACGAUACAUAUGCAUUGAUGGAAGAUCGAAGGUUUGUCUACAACAUGAUGGUGUGCAGUAAAAGUCACAAUAAUAAACCAAUUGAGGAAUUUGUUCUUGUAUCACCAGCUCCAGUGGAUACAGCUGCUAAAUUAUCAAACAUUUAUAUGAAAUUAUCGGAAAAAGAAAAAGAACGAGCCAAAGAUUUGAUAGCUGCUGGAAAACAGUGCGAAAGUAUGGCCACUGAAUUAUUGGCAUUAGCAGCCGGUGCUGAUUCAGCUGGUCGUAUUUUAACAUCAAUGGACCGUCGUAAUGUUGAGUUUUUAGAUGUUUUAAUAGAAAAUGAACAAAAGGAAGUUAUUGCCCAUACAGUAGUGCAACGUUACUUGCAAGAAUUGUGGCGUGGACCAUUAACAUGGAGUGCAUUUCGUACAAUUCUUUUAUUUAUAACAUUUCUAAUUUGUCCACCAGUUUGGAUAGUAUUCGCUUUACCGUUGGGGCAUAAAUACAACAAUGUACCAAUUAUUAAAUUCAUGUCAUACUUAACGUCACACGUAUAUUUGAUGGUGUUACUUUUAUUAGUGGGUAUAAUUCCGCCGUUUGUUGUUAUGAGGUCAAAUUUACUGCCUUACUCAUACGAGUGGUGUUUGUUAGUUAUGUUAUCCGGUUUAUUAUUAUUUGAAUUAACAAACCCGAGUGACAAAAGUGGUUUAGGUUGGAUUAAAUUAGCAGUAUUGCUGUUUAGUAUAACUGGUGUUGGUUUGCAUCUAGCAGCAUGGACUAUUGUUGAUAAAUACUAUUGGCCAACACUAUUGUAUCUACGCAAUCAAUUAUUUGCGUUGAGUUUUUUACUGGCUUGUGUACAAAUAUUGGAUUUUUUAUCAUUUCAUCAUCUUUUUGGACCCUGGGCCAUUAUUAUUGGGAAUCUAAUGAAGGAUUUAGCAAGAUUUUUGGCAGUACUCGCGAUAUUUGUCUUUGGAUUUUCAAUGCACUUUGUUGCCCUCAAUCAGGCAUUUGUCAAUGGUCCUCAAGCAAGAACUAAACGGAAUGCUUUUUCAGAUGAAAUAGAUUCAUUGUUCAACUAUGAUGUGGAGGUAAUUAAACAACCAGAAUAUCCCUUUCGACGUUCUCAGCGUAAAAGGAUUAAAAAUGAGUGUUGUGGUGAUGAAUCCCGAAAUACAAAAAUGACUCCUAUACUGGCAUUUGAAUUUUUAUUCUUUGCUGUAUUUGGACACACUACUCAUGACGAGCUUAAGCUGGAGACUGCGCAGCCAGAAUGGACUGGAAAUCUUUUUAAAGUAACAUUUGGAAUUUAUAUGCUCGUCUCGGUGGUUGUUUUAAUAAAUUUACUUAUUGCCAUGAUGAGUAACACUUAUCAACGGAUACAAGCACAGUCAGAUAUUGAAUGGAAGUAUGGGCUGAGUAAACUAAUUCGUAGUAUGCACAGAACAACAACGGCUCCGUCACCAUUAAAUCUAUUAACAACCUGGAUCGUGUAUUUUAUUAAAAUUUUUAGACAACGUAUUGUUAAAAAAAAACGUCCGUCAAUUGUGCACAUAAUGGGCUUACAAAACACCGGACGUUUAUCACCGCGUUCAAAAAUGGGUGCCAAAUGGUUAUCAAAAAUAAAAAAAGACCAAGUGCAGCAAGUACACUCAAAGGACAAUAAUCUACAAUUGUCUGUUGCACACUUAAGUCCAUUAGGAAGCCAAUUAUCCUUUAAUACUGCAUUGAGAAUUGAAAGUGUCGUUGAUUGGGACGCAAUUCGUAAAAAAUACAAAAGUAUUACCGGUAGUGAAUCUGAUAAAGACUCUGAUAAGCAAGAUAAUGAUGAUAAUGCAAGUAACGAUGAUAAUAAUAAUAAUAAUAAUGAUAAUAAUCCUGCCGCUUCAACUCCAACAACUUCAUCUAAUUAUUAAAUUUAUUUUUUAUUUUUUUUAAUUAUCAAGCUCAAAAUUAUCCUGAUUAUAAAUUAGAUAAACUAAUUUAAAACUUGAUUAAUUAUUUAAAAAUUUGUAAAUAAUUUGUGUAGUCAGUGAUUUUAAUUAGAAAUCAAUGGAACUGCAAAUAAAAGGGAGAAUAAUUGU